AUGUCGUCGUCGGCGGUGGAGUUUAUGGCACAGCAACGGAGACGCGGUGAUGAUAACGACGGAGAAACAGUAGAGAACGGCGAGCUUGACUAUUUGCUUCUACGAACUUCCUCCGAACCAACAACUCCCACAAUUUCUCUGUCCACGGAAACUUUUCUUAGAGCAGCAAUGCUACUCAAGGACCAGGUUGUAGAGGCCACGUGGAGAGGCGGUGUUCCGAAUCCGGGUCUGGUGUUAGAUCCGACUGUUUACACAGGCAGACUCGGCACAGCUUUCACUUGCUUGAAGUCGUACGAGAUAACGAGGAACCAUCAGGAUCUGCUAACUUGCGCUGAGAUGAUCGACACGUGUGCCAACGUUGCACGUGCCACGACCAGGCACGUGACGUUUUUAUGUGGAAGAGGAGGAGUUUAUGCGCUGGGUGCAAUCGUAGCCAAUUACCAAGGGGACCAACCAAAGCGUGACCUCUUCCUCGGUCUUUUUCUUGAGGUAGCAGAAGAGAGAGAGCUACCAGCAGGACCAGAGGAAGGAGGAUUUGGGAUGUCAUAUGACCUUCUCUAUGGAAGAGCGGGUUUUCUUUGGGCUGCUUUGUUCCUUAACCGAUAUCUCGGUCAAGGCACUGUUCCUUACCAUCUCUUAUCUCCCAUCGUCGCAGCCAUCUUAUCCGGUGGCCGAGUUGGAGCCGCAGAUCACGAAGCUUGCCCUUUGCUAUACAGGCAAUUACUUAGACAUAAACAUUUAUUUCAAGAACUGUUCAAGAUUAGAAAAAAAUUAUAUAUUCUUUCUGUUUGUGGUUUAUAUAGGUUUCAUGGGACGCGAUUCUGGGGUGCGGCUAAUGGAUUAGCUGGGAUUUUGCACGUCUUGUUACAUUUUCCAUUAUCGGAAGAGGAUGUGAAGGAUGUGCAAGGGACGUUGAGGUACAUGAUGAGUAAUAGGUUUCCCAACAGCGGGAAUUACCCGUGCAGCGAAGGCAAUCCGAGAGAUAAGCUGGUCCAAUGGGCUCAUGGAGCGACAGGCAUGGCGAUUACUUUGGCCAAGGCGUCUCAGGUGUUUCCGAAUGAAAGGGAUUUCCGCGAAGCAGCCAUUGAAGCUGGAGAAGUAGUGUGGAAGAGUGGCUUGGUGAAGAAGGUAGGUUUAGCCGAUGGAGUUGCCGGUAAUGCCUACGCUUUCUUAUCGCUCUAUCGGUUAACAGGAGAUGUCGUAUACGUAGAGAGAGCAAAGGCGUUCGCUAGUUACUUGUGUUGUGAUGCGAGAGAUCUCGUGAAUGCUACAAGGGAAGAAGCUGAACACGAUCACUCGCUCUUUCGAGGACUGGCUGGACCAGUAUGUCUCUGGUUCGAUCUCGUGUCCCCUGUAGAUUCUAAGUUUCCUGGUUAUGAGAUAUAA
This is a messenger RNA of Thlaspi arvense, 1386 nucleotides long. NCBI's taxonomy places the organism in Eukaryota, Viridiplantae, Streptophyta, Magnoliopsida, Brassicales, Brassicaceae. The record is from the annotation of a GenBank genome assembly.